CAUCGAUUGGGCCUCUUGGCCUCGCCUUGUCUCAUGUCGCCAAUAUUUAUCGCGUGCGCUGUGUCCCUCAAGGCGCCAAGAUGUCUUAUGGGGACGCCAAUGUGCUACUAUAGGUCGUAGGGGCCAACGUGGGGAAAGGCAUCAUGCUCGGGAAGAUGCGCGACAGUACAUGGCGUAGCCACGUAUCCCUCGUCUGAUAGAUUCCUCUCUAUUCCAAGUUCCAAUGGUCGAUUCUCCGGGGGCGAACGACGUAAUGUGGGACGAUCUCGUGUUAGGCCCUGUAUCCCUUCUAUUCAAAUGCCACUCCACAAGGGGAUUGGGAUUGGACUAAAUCAGCGGUCAACCCGAACGACAGCACGGCUGGCAGCACGGCACGACACGGCUCCAAAACUCCACGUCUUGGCGCUUGUGGCACGACAGGGCUCCAAAACUCCACGUCUUGGCGCUUGUUGGCACGACACGGCUCCAAAACUCCACGUCUUGGCGCUUGUGGGCAAGCAGCCAUUACGACCAUUACGAAAAACGCCAAGCAGUUCGGGGUACAGUAACCUAGUCCUCUGAUCGACGACGAGGCACUCUAUUUUCGGCACUUGUACGCAUCCUAGAAGAGUCGCUGCAAAGUUAUAUUGCACUGUUGCAUGGCGGCGGCACUUUCCGCCUUCAGUUCGGUGUCAAAUCGGCUCUUGACAGUCCAUAGCCCAAUCAAGAAGAGAAACGCUACUAAGACCGUGCCCACAGUGCCCAUCCACGGUUCGUCCCCGCGAGCCUCAACAUGGCUGGUUUUGGUCGUCGCCAAGUUCCCAGGGCGAGUGGCUGGACCAAUUCUUCUCUCAGGGCGCCUUCGCAUGCUGUGGUCUAGACCUGGCGCCUGCUCUUGCUUGGAGACGCCUUGUUACACAGCCGUGGCUUCUCUGAUUUGACCUGAUAUGCGCCAAGCACGUCGGAAUUUUCGUUUUUGUAGAAGCGAGUUUGGCCAACCCAGCGCCUCCAAAGUGGAAGUUAGCUGAUGUGGCGCUAAGCCCUACCACAUCCAGUGCUAGAGUGGCAGCUGUGCUGCAAGCUAGGCUGUCAAUAGUUCAGCCGACUUUCCAUGCUGUCCGUCUUUCACCGCUCUAUUAACCUUACCAUUGGGAGGAAGCCUCAUGAGGUGCUCUUAGUAGAGUAGAGUGGAGUGUGUCAUAUAGCCUAUCUGCAUGAAGAGGAUCAGCCAUGCCGUGCUUCGCACGAUUUCCGUGCGGGGGGGACGUGGGAUAGCCCUAACUGGCCGCAUGUGGCAUAUGCGCCUUAGAUGCUGAUGAGACUUGUUCUGUGCGCUUUGGCUUCGCGUCGCUCUCAGGACGGCUUCCAACAAUAGGAAUCACAUCCAGGCCCAAUGGACAGAGGGGGUCCCGAUGAUGACCUGAGAAAUGACGCCCAAAUCAGCCUCUUAAAACAUCCGCUAUAGGCUGUAGUCUGGACGAAAACUGACCGUCUCUCGCUUCAUAUUUCCUCUUCCUCGUCUUGCACCAAAGCAGUUCAAUUCGCCCCAUUCGGGGUCAGGCGGUCUAAUCCCACCAUGCCGACUGCGUCCAGAUCUGACAUGAUACUCCAUUCUGUUGGGACAGCGUGAGUUCGUUGCCUUUUGCCGAGCUGAUGAGAUAGAAGUCUGUUAUUUCUUUCCACCUCCCUCGCAAGUUAUGCCCCACUUUUGGCUAUCUUUCCUGAAGCUUGAUACUGUUAGACACUCCGAUCGAUAUUUGCUCUACUAUUCUGUUCGACCCACCACCCAUAACAGAUAAUAUGACGUGGAUGCCACUACUCUACUCUGUCAUGACCCUCUAAUAUCAUGUUUGAAAGUAUAAGUCUCGCCUCUCGUGUCAUAUUAAACAAAAACUUAAUAUACUGAGAACUCACCAAUCGAUUUCUUGGUGGUUAACAUUCAACAUUUUUGAUCAAAAUUACGGACUUUUGCGCCACUAUAUAUAACAUGGCGAGGCUCUCGUCGUGUAUCAUCUUGUGUCUUGCUCUAUGCUCUCCUUCCCUGGCAGGAGAUAGUGCUUGGCUGAGCCCCGUCUACAAAGAGAUCUACGCGCGUCCUCUUCCCAUUCCGCCGGACAAGGUCCCAAAACAUACGUGGACCAACUCCACCACCGGACAGAUCAUCAAUUACUACGAGGUCGAUAUAAAGCCUUUUCAGCAACAAGUAUACUCCAACCUUGGCAAAGCAAACUUGGUUGGCUACGAUGGUAUAUCACCUGGGCCUACCUUCCGCAUGGAGAGGGGGCAAGAGGCUGUGGUCAGGUUCAUUAAUCAUGGAACUUUAAAUAGUUCGGUCCAUCUUCAUGGAUCAUAUAGUCGAGCACCAUUUGAUGGAUGGGCUGAGGAUACAACCGCCCCGGGUCAGUACAAAGAUUACUACUACCCAAAUAAUCAACGAGGUCGAACCCUCUGGUACCAUGACCAUGCUGUUCAUCAUACGGCUGAAAAUGCCUACUUCGGCCAGGCUGGAUUCUACAUCCUCCAUGAUCCAGCAGAAGACCGUUUUGGCCUCCCAGCUGGCAAGUAUGACGUCCCUCUCACAAUCAGCUCCAAGCAAUAUAAAUCCAACGGCGACCUCUUCUCACCCGCUUCCGAGCUCACGAGUCUCUGGGGCGACGUCAUCCACAUGAACGGCCAACCAUGGCCUUACUUCAAAGUCGAGCCUCGGAAAUACCGCUUCCGCCUCCUCGAUUCAGCCAUUAGCCGUUCAUUCCAGCUAUACUUUGAGAAAGACACGAAGACGGGCACAAAGCUCCCUUUUAAAGUCAUUGCCUCUGACGCUGGCCUUCUCUCCGGCCCAGUUACCGCUACCUUGCUUGAGAUCUCCAUGGCCGAGCGCUACGAAAUCAUCUUCGACUUCUCUGCUUACGCAAAUACUAACGUGACCAUGCGUAAUAACCGCGACGUGCAAGCUGACGAAGACUACAACUCCACUGACAAAGUCAUGAAAUUCAUUGUCGGCGGCACCAUAACUGACACUACGAACAACGGCGAAGUGCCCGCCGUCUUCGACCCCCUUGUCCUCCCUCCCCCAAAGACAAACGUCGACCGGACGUUCAAGUUCGGGCGCAAUAACGGCGAGUGGAGAGUCAACGGCGUCUCUUUCUCCGAUGUCAAUAACCGGAUCCUCGCGAAGCCGAAGCGUGGCUCCGUCGAGCUGUGGGAGCUGCAGAAUGACUCGGGUGGUUGGUCGCAUCCGGUGCACAUCCACCUCGUCGACUUCCAGGUUGUGUCGCGCAAGGACGGUAAGAGGCCUGUGCUGCCCUACGAGGCCGCGGGGCUAAAGGACGUGGUGCUCCUCGGUACUAACGAGAAGGUGCGUGUGCUGGCGCGCUAUGCGCCUUGGGAUGGGGUGUACAUGUUCCACUGCCACAAUUUGAUUCAUGAGGACCAUGAUAUGAUGGCUGCGUUUAAUGUCAGCGUGUUGCCAGACUUUGGCUACCCAGAGACGACUAAGUUUAUUGACCCCAUGGAGGAACGGUGGCGGAGCAAGGGGUGGGAUGACGCGAAAUUCACCGAACAGUAUAUCAAGGGGACGUUGCUGCCGCAAUUUUCGGGGUUAGAUGCGUAUGAUAAGGCGGAAGAGACAGAAGAGGCCCUAGAGGAGUAUUGGGAUAACGAUGGGAAUGAUGAUUGACUGUAUUAAUUCGAUAUGAUUUAUUCAACAUUAGUGUGUUACGAGCCUUGUUUAUUAAUAAUCGAGAAAAGAGAUAGAGGUGGCAACGGUUCUGCUGCUAGGUACAAAUGUAUAUGUUCUACC
Messenger RNA from Pseudogymnoascus verrucosus, 3778 nucleotides. RefSeq lists its product as uncharacterized. The record is from RefSeq and is a predicted model, not a curated record. NCBI's taxonomy places the organism in Eukaryota, Fungi, Ascomycota, Leotiomycetes, Thelebolales, Thelebolaceae. The coding region runs from base 1967 to 3655 and encodes 562 amino acids. The transcript is spliced from 4 exons. Gene Ontology annotation, molecular function: oxidoreductase activity; copper ion binding.